UCUUAUCCUUGUAUCAUAUAAGCCUCCCUUCUUCUCUUCUUCUGCUGCCGCUUCACACUCUCCUCGCCCCGAGACCAAGGCAAUGGCUUCGGCUACGCUCGCAGUAGCCAAUGCCUCUCUUCAGGCAAACGGCAAGGGUUUCUCGGAGUUCUCGGGGUUGAGGAGCUCAUCGCUUCCCUUGAGAAAGAUCAACACCUCCGAUGACUUCCUCUCGGUCAUCGCCUUUAAGACCUCUGCAGUGGCGGGUGGGGGCGGCGGUGGGUACCGGAAGGGGCCGGCGGAGGCGAAGAUCAAGGUGGCGAUCAACGGGUUCGGGCGGAUCGGGCGGAACUUCCUGCGGUGCUGGCACGGGCGCAAGGACUCCCCCCUCGACGUGGUGGCCAUCAACGACACCGGCGGCAUCAAGCAGGCCUCCCACCUCCUCAAGUACGACUCCACCCUCGGCAUCUUCGAGGCCGACGUCAAGCCCGCCGGCGACGCCGGCAUCUCCGUCGACGGCAAGGUCAUCAAGGUCGUCACCAACCGCAACCCAGUCAGCCUCCCAUGGAAGGAGCUGGGCAUCGACCUGGUGAUCGAGGGGACGGGGGUGUUCGUGGACAGGGAAGGGGCGGGGAAGCACAUCCAGGCCGGGGCGAAGAAGGUGCUGAUCACGGCCCCUGGGAAGGGGGACAUCCCCACCUACGUGGUGGGCGUCAACGCCGACGCCUACAACCCCGACGAGCCCAUCAUCAGCAACGCCUCCUGCACCACCAACUGCCUCGCCCCCUUCGUCAAGGUGCUCGACCAAAAGUUCGGCAUCAUCAAGGGAACCAUGACCACCACCCACUCUUACACUGGUGACCAAAGACUGCUCGAUGCAAGCCACCGCGACCUUCGACGUGCGCGAGCGGCAGCCCUCAACAUCGUCCCUACAUCCACGGGCGCUGCGAAAGCUGUGGCCCUGGUCCUCCCCACCCUUAAAGGCAAGCUCAAUGGGAUCGCCCUUCGUGUCCCCACCCCUAACGUCUCCGUUGUCGACCUCGUCGUUCAAGUUUCCAAGAAGACCUUUGCCGAAGAGGUCAAUGCUGCUUUCCGGGACACUGCAGAGAAGGAGCUGAAGGGCAUUCUCUCUGUGUGCGAUGAGCCUCUCGUCUCCGUGGACUUCCGCUGCACCGAUGUCUCAUCCACUGUUGAUUCAUCGCUCACCAUGGUUAUGGGCGAUGACAUGGUUAAGGUGAUUGCUUGGUAUGACAAUGAAUGGGGCUACUCGCAGAGGGUGGUAGAUUUGGCUGACAUUGUUGCCAACAACUGGAAGUGAUAUCUUGAUAGCUCGAGCGAUGUUGCCUUGUAAUUUUUGAUUCUUCUGUUUUAUUUCUGCUCUUCUGAACACUGUAAUGAGAACUGAAACCUUUUUGACUUUCUAUUGCAUAUAUCUUCCAGUAUCAUAAAACUGUAUCAUGAGAACUCAAUUUUAUUUAUCCAAGCCUUUCAUGAAAUCUUCAUGGAAUUUAAUUAGCA
Molecule: messenger RNA, 1497 nt
Organism: Phoenix dactylifera (date palm)
Lineage: Eukaryota; Viridiplantae; Streptophyta; Magnoliopsida; Arecales; Arecaceae
Product: glyceraldehyde-3-phosphate dehydrogenase A, chloroplastic
Biological process (GO): glucose metabolic process
Molecular function (GO): NADP binding; NAD binding; oxidoreductase activity, acting on the aldehyde or oxo group of donors, NAD or NADP as acceptor
Source: RefSeq, a predicted model, not a curated record